Molecule: messenger RNA, 2348 nt
Organism: Chironomus riparius
Lineage: Eukaryota; Metazoa; Arthropoda; Insecta; Diptera; Chironomidae
Source: the annotation of a GenBank genome assembly
AAACGACUCAGUUACUCGUUAAACUUGUGUCUGUCGCUCGGAUUUCUGGAUGUAUAAAAGUUAUUUUGUGUAAAAAUAUUCUAAUUUCUUUCCUUUUCUGUUCUACUUCAAUAAUAUAUGGAUCCACGUUAUUCUCAAGCAAACGCUCCUGAUGCAUAUAACGCCUAUUUAUACGCCCAACACAAUGCUGCUGCAUUAAAUCGGAAUCAAGAAUUAUCUGCAAGUGCACCUGAAUUCAUUCCUAAGUUUUCUUCUCCUAUAUCAGGUGAUUGGAACUAUCAGGCACAUCAUCAAGAAUCGUCACAAAACGUUUUUCCUUCGGCACCUCACGCAUUUCCGCAAAACUCACGACCGUUUCCCCAACAACAACAACAACAGCAGCAACAAUCUUAUGCUCAACAACAGCGUCCUCAUUUUCCAGUUUAUCAACAACAACAGCAACAGACGAACCGAAAUUAUCGCCCUGAUUUACUUCAUAAUCACCAAUCAAAUUAUUCCAAUCAUCAUCAGCAGCAACAACAACAACAACAUCACGGGCAGCACUAUUUAAUGAUGAAUCAACAACCUCAUCAAUCAAUGAGUGGCAACUAUCAGCGUCAUAAUGCUGGAAGUGGAAAUAGUGCAAGUUCAAGUGCUGGUGGUGGAGGAGGAGGUGACAAUGGAAUGAUGCAAUCAGGCAGUAGCAUCCAAAAUCGUUUAAACUUUAACAACGCUCAACAACCAGAACAGGUAGUUCAAGAACCAGUGCCUCACAGACAGACGGAAACUGAACAACUUGCGCUGGAUUAUCUGGGUGAAGUGAUUACGAAACUGAAUGAUAAUCCUGGACUCUUUGAGACCUAUCAGAAAAAGCUACGCGAAAUGUUUCUUGAGCUUGCGAGCAAUCACUUUGUGAUGAGUAAUGCAAUUGAAACGAUUUUCGAGCAGUCGGUAAAUGAGCAAAAUUUCCGCUACACCGGUGCACGAUUGUGUUUGCUGCUUGAUAACUUGGAUCUCUCGCCAAACAGCACUUUCCGAGGUUUGCUAGUUAUGAAGAUGGACUUUCAAAAUACAGAACAAGUUCAAUUUAUGAACAAUGAACAAAGACGCGUUCGAGGCAGUACAUUAUUUUUGGCAGAACUAUUUGUGCAAUUGACUAGACCUGAGGACACAAGGAGAGCUGUUGACGUUUCUCAUUAUGUGCUUGAUUCGAUUAUGCUUUUACUUACCAGAGCUGGACCGGAGAACGUAAAAUGCGUUUGUCAAACGCUAAAGCUAGCCGGUUAUGAUUUGCAGAAGGAAAAUCCAACGGAAGUUGAGGAUGCAAUAAAUCAGCUAAGGCACAUUUCCGAGGAGCAGAACAUUGCAACAAAGCGAUUAAUUCAGUCGGUUGUGGAUCUCUUUUAUGAUAAUUGGGGAAGAAAAGAUGAACAAGAAAACCAGCAACCCAAUGCGGUAUCCGAUCUCCAACAAAAUCCACCACAGUACAACGAUAGUCCAGUUUUCUAUGGACCUGACGGUAAAAUCAUCACUGAGGAGGAGUCGUCGUUCUUAAAUUCGAAUAUGCCCGAAAGCUAUCCAAUUAAUAUUGACGAAAUCAUUGAUUUUCUAUUUUCCAGCGAUGAAUCGGAUUACGCUGAUGAAGACGAUGAACCAGAAAUGGAUCUAGAGAUGCAAAUGGCAUAUAAAGAGUUCAUUAAGGAUGGUGGACGAAAAAAGGAUUAAACAAUUAAGAAUGAAAACAAGUGUAAAAUCCGUUUUAAUGAAAAAUAUUUUCGACAGAGUGCACAUAACAGCGACAACAAGUUUAUUUAAAUUUUAAGCUAUAAAAGUUCAUCACGAAGGAGUUAAAAAAACGCCAACAAGCAGAAAAGUGAAGGAAAUCCAACAAAAUUUAUAUAUUUUUCUGAUCUUUUAUUAUUAAUUAUAUAUUUCGUUUCUGUAGCCGAAAAAAAAGGAAAUAAUCAUGGACGAAAGAAUUAUUAUUUUUGGGAUAAAUUCUAUAGACUCGAUGGGUUAAGGUUGUUUGAAGUCAAUGUGUCAUAAGUGAUAGUAAAGUUAGAAAUUUAUUAGUGACAAAAAAAAAACAAAGUAAAAAAAUAACGUAAAAGCUAAGGUGAAAAGUUGUGACACACGCUACUUUUUGACUAUACCCAAAAACAAGAUUUAAAGUUUAUCCACGAGAAAGACAAAAAGGUUUAUUUUAAAACUGUCCAAAUUUUGAUCAAUUAUUAUUUUUUCCUUAAUUUUGUAAAUUUUGUAUCACUAUGUGAAUCGCUUAUAUUUUUCAUGAAACCGAAAAAAAGAAAUAUCACACAAAUUUUCAGUAUAAAACAAUUAAAAAGUUUAAAAAUUUCAAUUCAAAUUAA